AUGCUAGGCAACGUGCAGAUGCUGAACGACACCAGUCAUUGCGUCAAAUUGAAAAGUGCGGAAGAACGAAGUGCGAGAUUAGCUGAAGAUGCCCAACGCCAUCGAGUGAGACGUGCUUUACAGACCGAUGACCAGCGAAUCCAUAGUCGACUUGAACACGCUCAGCUACAGUCCCUUCGACGUAGCCUAGAAAGUACAGAGGAAAGCUUAGCUCGACGUGAGAAUAAUGCGGAACGUCAGGGUCGUAGCCGAGAGGCAGCAAGUUCUGAAGAGCGAGCUACGCGUCAAAGAGAAGACGUUCAACGUCAGCGUCGCAGACGUGAUCAAGAGAGCAUCGACGAGAGUUUUGCUAGGCGCGCGGAAAACGCGCUCAAUGUCAACGAAACAGACGCGAGCAAGAAAGUCUCGAAGAACACUCCGCUCGGCGUGCGGAAAACGCUCAACGUCAACGAAACAGACGCGAAUUAG
Messenger RNA from Cooperia oncophora, 468 nucleotides. The record is from the annotation of a GenBank genome assembly. NCBI's taxonomy places the organism in Eukaryota, Metazoa, Nematoda, Chromadorea, Rhabditida, Trichostrongylidae.